AUGUCUUCUGCACUUCCCUCCUAUUCUCUUCGGGAUGUUUCGCAGCAUCGCACUUCGAAGGAUCUCUGGGUUGUCAUCGAAAAAGAGGUGUAUGAUCUGACCCAAUUUCAGGCCGAGCAUCCUGGAGGGGACCGAAUCCUACGAAAGGUCGCAGGAAAAGACGCUACAACCGAGUUCCUCGAGUCCCAUGAUGUCUCGAUCCUCGCUCGAUACCGGGAGAGAUUACAAGUCGGAGUGUUGAAGGAUACCCCAGAGGAUACCCCAGAGGAUACCCCAGAGCCACAGAAGGGCUUCCUCAGCAAACUGUUUGGAUUUUAG
This is a messenger RNA of Aspergillus clavatus NRRL 1, 318 nucleotides long. RefSeq names its product cytochrome b5-like heme/steroid binding domain-containing protein. NCBI's taxonomy places the organism in Eukaryota, Fungi, Ascomycota, Eurotiomycetes, Eurotiales, Aspergillaceae. Bases 1 to 318 code for a protein of 105 amino acids. Gene Ontology annotation, molecular function: heme binding. Gene Ontology annotation, cellular component: intracellular membrane-bounded organelle; endoplasmic reticulum membrane. The transcript has 2 exons. Gene Ontology annotation, biological process: sterol biosynthetic process. The record is from RefSeq and is a predicted model, not a curated record.